Messenger RNA from Gadus chalcogrammus (walleye pollock), 2476 nucleotides. It is a transcript of the gene popdc2, whose product is annotated as popeye domain containing 2. Lineage: Eukaryota; Metazoa; Chordata; Actinopteri; Gadiformes; Gadidae. The record is from RefSeq and is a predicted model, not a curated record. Gene Ontology annotation, molecular function: cAMP binding. The transcript is spliced from 4 exons. Gene Ontology annotation, cellular component: sarcolemma. The coding region runs from base 334 to 1485 and encodes 383 amino acids.
CUGGGGGAUAGCCCUCCAGAACAGCCUAGACGGGUAAGGGGCAGGAGUGGAAAGAACUCUUGACGGGAGACGCAGGGGCUGCAUGUCCGGGAAGUGAGAGCAUAAGGAGAGAACAUUCCACAUGCAUUUCUGGUCAAAUAGUUUUUUUUGAGGCGAUCAACCGGUAUCAACUCCACAUCCAGGGAAAAAAUAUUAAUACAUUUUUUAUAUGUUUUAGGUCCGACCUUUUUUAAUUUUUACGGUUCUGUCCCCAGUUCGAACUUCUUGGCCAGUGAUUCCUUCCACCCAAAUUGGAUUCCCCUGUUAGGAUCACCAACCCGGUGCGUCGCCACCAUGAGUUCAGACAACUCCUCCCUGGCUGGGGGUCUCGUGUACGGGCACCUGCCCUGCGACGGCUGGACCAAUAACACGGAGGGUGCCAUCUUUCAGCUAGGCAACACCAUCCUGCUGCUGGGCUAUAUGGGAGGCAGCGGGCCCCACGGCUGCCUCUUCAUCUUUGGCUUCAUGGUGCCCUCCUUCCUGUGCAUGCAGCUUUGGGGCUGGCUGACCGUGUGCGGUGCGGAUGUGUUCACCUGGAACCUGCUGCUCGUGCUGGCCUGCCUGGCUCAAAUCUGCCACCUCAUCUACCGGCUGCGGAAGCAGGGUCUAGCCAGCGAGGAGCUCUGCAGCCUGUACCAGGCAGUGUAUCUGCCCCUGGGCGUGCCUGUGCAGGUCUUCCAGGAGGUGUCUGGGGCCUUCGACAACAGGGUGCUGGAGCUGAAAGCUGGGGACACGUACUCUCUGGAAGGAAAGACGCCCAUCGAUCAGCUCUCCCUUCUUCUUUCUGGGAGGAUUUGUGUGACUCUGGAGGGUCAGUUCCUCCACUAUAUCCACCGCCACCAGUUCCUGGACUCCCCAGAGUGGGAGUCCCUCCGACCCACUGAAGAGGGAAACUUCCAGGUGACCCUGACGGCGGAGGAGGACUGCCGCUACGUGUCGUGGCGGCGCCGGCGUCUGUACACGCUGCUGUCGCGGGAGCGCUACGUGGCGCGCAUCUUCUCCGUCAUGCUGGGCCUGGACAUCGCCGAGAAGCUCUACGCCCUCAACAACAAGCUGUUCGUCAAGAGCGGCGUGCGGCUGGACAUCCGCCUGCCCAGCCUCUACCACGUGCUGCUGGCCCCCCCCACCGGGGCCUCGCGCAGCAGCGACGGCAGCGGGAACGGCCCCCCGGGCGGGCGGGGCUCCGGCAACGACGGGGCCGACCAGCGGCAGGGCUCGCUGGGAGACGACCCCACCACGGCCGACUACCAGAACUCCCAGAACUACUACAAGCAAGGCCCCAGGACCUCGUCCCAGGACGACCCCCAGGACGAAGAGCCCGAGCCCUGGGCCUCUGACGUGGCGCCCCACCCCGGAAGUGAUGACGCCGUAAACGACAGGCUCCGUCCUCCACGCUUCCGCCGGGGCCGUGCCCCUCUGGCCCCUACAGACACCCCCAAGCUGUGAGGUCGGCCGCUCUACCGUAGAGGGUUUGGGUUCGGAUGCCUCUAGCUGACCCUGUGCUGCUGGGCUGUCUUUCCUCUAGUCCUCCACCCACCACACUCCACCCCGACUGGGAUGUCAUCGUCUCCCUGUUUUGUUUGUGGUCUUCAGCUUCUUUUUGAAAGUACUGACGCGAAUGAUGUCAUGAAAACAUUUGAUCACCCCGGAAACGGUUUCGGGCUUCGAUGCCACCUUGUGCCGUUCACGUUUAACGUUGCAAUGUAGGACUUUCUGUUUCUGAUGGUUAAAGUAAGCACUUCGGUUAUACCAACAAUACCUUUAUUUGUGGACGGCAGAUGAGACGCAACAAAGGGUGUCGUUUUGUAGUAGCAUUAGUAAUAUUAGUUCUGCAUUCUGUAGCUCUUUACCUUUGUAUGUUUUGAAAAUACACUAAACAUGGGGUCCGUACCAUUUGAGUGUACAGAUCGUACCAUCUACUGCCUUGUAUAUACAUGGGGUCUGUACAAUCAAAACGUACAGAACAUACGAUCUUCUGCCAGGUAGAAACUUUCUUCCGGAUGGGAAUAACCUCUGCCUGAGAGCCCCCUUUUCACAACAUACUUUCUUUUUUUGUUUUAAUUCCACUUUCUAUGGAUGGACCAUCUGUAACCUCUUGUCUCCUGUAUCUUCCAUCAAUGCCUCACGUUUUACCGUAUGCCAACGACGAUACACAAUUGUAUACUGUGAACUGUGUGAUUUCUUCAGAGACCUGUGUACUGUUUAGAACAUAGAUUUACACGUGUUUCAACGGGGCCAAGAUUCCUACCUAUAAAGAACUUUGUGUGCAGUGAAGACACUGUUUAACCCUGUGUGUGUGUGUUCACUCUGUCAUGUUGUGUUGCUUCUCUUCAUUGAACUCAAAGCUGUUUAUAUAAUAUGUCUCAGUAAUAGGCUGUAGCAAUGGCAGUGUUGUUCUAGAGAACAGGAAGCAUAGAUGGGCAUUUGUUUACAUUUU